This is a messenger RNA of Drosophila santomea, 1044 nucleotides long. RefSeq lists its product as uncharacterized. Gene Ontology annotation, molecular function: oxidoreductase activity. The transcript has a single exon. Bases 62 to 955 code for a protein of 297 amino acids. Lineage: Eukaryota; Metazoa; Arthropoda; Insecta; Diptera; Drosophilidae. The record is from RefSeq and is a predicted model, not a curated record.
AAAAUAUAUAAAAGCAAUUUUAUUACAUUACAGUGUUCCUAAGUGAAAAUUUGGAUUAGUCAUGUUCGAUACAACUAAAUACUUUCCGCACUCAGUUGAUUCUGAGCACCCAUCCCUGUCGGAGCCCAAUGAGUUCUCUUCUCAGGACAAUCUGGUCACCUACGAUAUGGUCCAUAAGCUGCAGGGAAGAUCUACUGAUCAAAUUGUCGAAAUGGCAUCGGAAGCUGACCUACAUACAGGGCACGAUGUCACUUCAUCUCCGCAAUUAAUGAUUAUUUUUGAAGAAGGUGACAUCAACAGUGCACUGCACUUUCUAAUUGAGUCGGCUCAGAAUCCGUUUUCCUCGAAUGCGGUGGCCAUGGUUCUGGUUCAGGAGAAAAUUCGCGGGGAGAUCGUCGAUAGAAUCCUGCCUAAGCUACAUCCUCUUAGUAAGUUUGUGGCCGAACAUCCUAGUUAUCUAACAGCACUGGAGAAAUGCGAGACUUCCAACUUGAACAUAAUAAGGGCCCGCAUUUCUGAGGUGGCCCCACCACUGGCUUCACCCACUUUUGUUUGCGAGUGUACCCACGAUGUGCUGGGAAGUUACCCAACUGGGGUUAUAACAUUUCACACAUUCCGCAAUAACCAGGAGGCUAUUGCCAUAUGUCGGGGGGAAUCAAUGGCCUUCGCAUCCGUCUCCAUUUGGAACGAAACGCUUACCGGAUGCUAUGAUCUCGUGGUGGCCAUGAGUUCAUCUUAUUUUUUUUUUAAUUGCGCCAACGUGGACUUGUUUCCAGAUUUAAAUCAGCUUAAAGCUCAAAAAAAUUACGUCGUAAUUGAAAAUGGCUAUCACUUCGAAACCUUACGCAUCUAUGACAAUUUUAAAUCCAUCGUAUUUCCCAUUGGCGGACUAAUUUUACCACGCAUCGAACAUCGCAGGGAGGAACAAGCUGCCAUAUCCUUUUUAGAAGCUUAGUAUUGGAAAAUCUUGGGAAUCCGUGACCAGGACUUCAACCUUCUAGCCAAUUUCCCCAAAGCGCUUGGCAAAUACAAAAUUUUAAGUUA